Molecule: messenger RNA, 710 nt
Organism: Salvia hispanica
Lineage: Eukaryota; Viridiplantae; Streptophyta; Magnoliopsida; Lamiales; Lamiaceae
Product: histone H2A-like
Cellular component (GO): nucleosome
Molecular function (GO): protein heterodimerization activity; DNA binding; structural constituent of chromatin
Source: RefSeq, a predicted model, not a curated record
AGCGCCAAGUAAAUUUGACACGCACCGCAUCUCGCUCCACCUUCGCAUAAUCACAUUCUUGUUCUUCGAAUUCGCCGAUUACAUUCUAGUGGCUCCAAGAAAUGGAAGCAGGAGGAGGUAAACUGAAGAAGGGAGCUGGUGGCCGGAAGGGCGGCGGUCCAAAGAAGAAGGCGGUCUCCCGGUCCGUCAAGGCUGGCCUCCAGUUCCCCGUGGGAAGGAUCGGUCGGUAUCUCAAAAAGGGCCGCUACGCCCAGCGGGUGGGUUCCGGUGCCCCCGUUUAUAUGGCUGCUGUGCUUGAGUACCUCGCAGCUGAGGUGUUGGAAUUGGCAGGGAACGCGGCGAGGGACAACAAGAAAAACAGGAUAAUUCCGAGGCACGUGCUGCUGGCGGUGAGGAACGAUGAGGAGCUCGGAAAGCUGCUCGCCGGAGUGACGAUUGCGCACGGCGGAGUGCUGCCUAACAUCAACCCGGUGCUCCUUCCGAAGAAGUCGGACAAGGCUGGGGCCGCUGAGAAGUCGCCGUCCAAGGCUGGCAAGUCACCUAAGAAGGCCACUGCUUAGUUUUCGAUGAUAUGUCAAUGUUUUUUUGGAGAUUGGGAUUGGGAUGUUGUAGAGGUUGAUUUGCUGUUGUUAUGUAGGAUUGGAUGUGUUUAUAAUUGUAGUUGUAUCCUGCUUUGCCAUCACUCACCAAAUACUCCAUUUCUUUUCUAA